AGUCGAUGGGAUAAAUGUGAUGCGAUGAGACUUUGCUUAAAACUUCUCUCAUUCUCUUCAUCAUCUUUCUCUCAAUCAGUUUCUUCACUCUUUCCCACACCAUAAUUUCUUCAUUCGGCAAUUGUUUCGCUGUAAUAAUAAUCAUUUCCAUUUGAUCACAAAUUUCUCUUCAAAUUUCUCCGCCUUCUUCUUUCCCUCUCAUUUCUCUAAACUCUCUGCAACUGGUGGUGGAGCUUGCUUGCUUCUGGCUAUGGCGAUUCCAGCGGCCCUGGUGAUCCUGCCAUUGGGCGUUCUAUUCUUCUUCUCUGGCCUCGUCGUUAAUCUCAUUCAGGCAAUAUGCUUUGUCUUUAUAAGGCCGCUAUCAAAGAAUGGGUACAGAAGGAUUAAUAGAUUGGUUGCAGAACUGUUGUGGUUGGAACUUGUUUGGCUAAUUGAUUGGUGGGCCGGUGUUAAGAUUAAAGUGUAUACAGAUCGUGAAACUCUUAAAUUAAUGGGUAAAGAGCAUGCACUUGUUAUCUCCAAUCAUAGAAGUGAUAUUGAUUGGCUUGUUGGAUGGAUUCUAGCUCAGAGAUCUGGAUGUCUUGGCAGCACACUAGCUGUAAUGAAGAAGUCAUCAAAGUUUCUGCCAGUUUUAGGUUGGUCAAUGUGGUUUUCAGAGUACCUUUUUCUCGAAAGAAGCUGGGCCAAGGAUGAAAUUACUUUAAAGUCAGGUCUUUUACGGUUGAAGGACUUCCCUUUGCCUUUUUGGUUGGCACUUUUUGUAGAAGGGACUCGAUUUACCGAGGCAAAACUUUUGGCAGCUAAAGAGUAUGCAAUUGCCAAUGGAUUACCUGUUCCUAGAAAUGUUUUGAUUCCACGUACAAAGGGUUUUGUGUCAGCUGUAGGUCAUAUGCGCUCAUUUGUUCCAGCAAUUUAUGAUGUAACGGUAGCUAUUCCCAAAAACUCACCUCCACCUACAAUGCUAAGACUCUUCAAGGGGCAGCCUUCUGUGGUACAUGUGCACAUUAAGCGACAUUCUAUGAAGGAAUUGCCUGAGACAGAUGAUGCCAUUGCUCAAUGGUGUAGAGAUCUGUUUGUAGUAAAGGAUGCACUGUUGGAUAAGCAUGUAGCCGAAGACACCUUUAGCGAUGCAGAGUUACAGGAACUUGGUCGGCCAAUCAAGUCCCUCUUGGUAGCAAUUUCAUGGACAUGUCUCCUCAUCUUGGGGUCCCUCAAGCUUCUUCAUGGCUCUACCUUUUUAUCUUCAUGGAAAGGUCUUACAUUCUCAGCUUCUGGCCUCGCCAUUGUUACAGUUCUCAUGCAAAUCCUCGUACGUUUCUCCCAAUCGGAGCGGUCAACCCCUGCAAAGGUUGUCCCAGCCAAGCCUAAGACCAGUGGCGAACCACUCGAUCCCAGACGACAGCCAAAACAAAACUAGGGUCUAGACAAACAUAACUCACCUUUGCCUAAAAUCUUGAUAUAUUUCUUUUACACGAUUGCUCGUUUAUCUGCAGUCGUACUUGUAGGUUUUGUGAACUUAUACCUGUGUGUCAGCAACUGUAUUGUAUGUCAACUCUUUUUCCUUCUCACAUCAAACUUUUUCUCCAUAGUAUCGUGUAUUUUUGCAAAUUACCAAAUUGGCAUUCAAUUUC
Molecule: messenger RNA, 1631 nt
Organism: Benincasa hispida (wax gourd)
Lineage: Eukaryota; Viridiplantae; Streptophyta; Magnoliopsida; Cucurbitales; Cucurbitaceae
Gene: LPAT2
Product: lysophosphatidyl acyltransferase 2
Cellular component (GO): endomembrane system
Molecular function (GO): 1-acylglycerol-3-phosphate O-acyltransferase activity
Source: RefSeq, a predicted model, not a curated record